AUUUUUUAAAAGUCGAAUGGGUCAAGGUCAUUUUCGUAAACAAGACUUGCCGGAACCAUGCUGUCUGCUACAGCCACUGUAAUCAAAAGCGUUCCCAAAUGUGUUGGAGCUUUGGGAACUCUUGCCAGCCGUCUGAAGCAUACUUUGCCAGACCUACCCUAUGACUACAAUGCAUUGGAACCUUACAUUUCUGCAGAGAUCAUGCAGCUCCACCACUCAAAACAUCAUGCUGCAUAUGUCAAUAAUCUAAACAUAGCUGAAGAGAAAUUAGCAGAAGCAACAGAGACAAAAAACAUUAAUCAGGUGAUACAGCUACAGCCAGCACUCAAGUUCAAUGGUGGUGGCCACAUCAACCACUCAAUUUUCUGGGAGGUCUUGAGCCCCAAUGGAGGAGGUGAACCCUCUGGAGAUCUCCUAGAAGUCAUCAAUCGGGAUUUUGGCUCCUUUGAAGCCAUGAAAUCAGAACUGAGCAAUGCUUCCGCUGCUGUCCAAGGAUCUGGCUGGGGAUGGCUAGGUUUCAAUCCUGUCAGUAAGAGACUUAGAAUAGCAGCUUGUGCUAACCAGGACCCACUACAACCAACCACAGGACUGGUGCCUCUGUUUGGCAUCGACGUCUGGGAGCAUGCUUACUACCUACAGUAUAAAAAUGUCCGCCCCGAUUACGUAAAGGCCAUUUGGAAUGUUGUGAACUGGGAUUGUGUUUCACAGAAGUUACAUGAUGCCAUGAUGGAUUGCUGAGUACAUACUGAAAAACUUGAGAUGUGUGAACCCCAAUAUAAACUCACAGCACUUGAUCUGGACAACAGUGCUGGAUGGAAUCCACUCUGAUGUCAGGCUAUAGUGUCAUACUGUUGUACUUGUAUCUACAGAGCAUUAUUGGUGCAUGUUCCUUGUGAUUGAAAUACAUGUAAUGACUUAUUAACCAGGCCAAUGAGUAGUAAUUAUUAUAACCAUGAUUUACACUGCAAAGAAAUAGGAUGUUUUAGGUUGUUUUGGCAACUAUUGUUUAAUUAAAACAGAGAGUACUUACAGGAUUGAAUUACAGUUUAUAGCUGCCGAGAAGUGAUUCUUUAAACAGCUGGUAAAGAAGGCAAAUGUUUACCUGGUAAUUGCAAGUACAUAUUACAGAUUACAUAGAACAGCUUGUAUGUAUAUUAUAUUAAUCAUGUAUAAGUUCUUUUGAUAAUGCAGGCAAAGAAGUAUUGCACAAAAACCAUACUGUACUAGAUUUUUCUUACUCAGUUUGUCGGAUAUGUUUGACACCAUAAUAUACAUUUUUAUACACAAGAGAUAUUACUUUGCCAUUCUAUCAUGUACAAAUAUUAAAGGAGAAGUACAAUAGGUAUUAAAAUCGUUUGUUCUUGUAUGUUGCCCACAUGUAAUAAUUCAUUUGGAGUUCUUGUGCUUGAAGCACUUCAAAUGAAAUUUUUGCAUUUAGUCAAAUCACACCUCUGCUUCAGAGUUGGGAGAUUGAUCUUUUUGUUUUUAGAAAUAUUUGAAGUUGCCAGUUUAUUUCAGUCUAAGGGAGAUAACCUGUUAUGUCUGGAUUUGUCUCGUUAGUAUUAAAUACUAAGAAAUGUAUCAUUAAUCAAUAUUGUAGCAUUUAUCUUACCUAAACAAAUGCUUGUAUUUCAUCAGUUAUUUGCAGUUAUAUACUUUUCUGAUUUGGCAAUGGUCAGUUUUGGGUGUAUUUAUUGAUUGCAUGUGUGAUUUAUAAUUUUUCUUAUAUUAUCAUUUGGUAAUAUUCAAAUGUUUGCAGAUUAAAUCGGACUCGUAACUAAUAAACAAAUGAUAUAGUCA
Pecten maximus is the source of this 1800-nucleotide messenger RNA. Its product is annotated as superoxide dismutase [Mn], mitochondrial-like. Gene Ontology annotation, biological process: superoxide metabolic process. The coding region runs from base 58 to 738 and encodes 226 amino acids. The record is from RefSeq and is a predicted model, not a curated record. Gene Ontology annotation, cellular component: mitochondrion. The transcript is spliced from 4 exons. NCBI's taxonomy places the organism in Eukaryota, Metazoa, Mollusca, Bivalvia, Pectinida, Pectinidae. Gene Ontology annotation, molecular function: superoxide dismutase activity; metal ion binding.